AUGCGUGCGCUGCUCCGGCUGCUGGCUACAGUGACGGUGCUUCGUUGCUUCGUCCCUGGCGGUCGGGCAUUUGCCGGCUGGAGAUCCGCUCCGCAACGGCAUCUUACCCAGAAGGUCAGAGGCAUGGCCGAAGGCGGCGAAAAGUCCUCGCCGGUUCGGCUCCUGUUCGACAACGACCGUAUUCGAGUAUCUGACUUCCGCCUGGCCCCGGGCGAUUCCUUCUGCGCCCGCCACGACCUGCCAACGGUGCGCUGGCAAGUGGAUCCAGGACGUGCCGACCGUGGCGCCGGCGCCGAGGAUGAUGCCGACAAGAAGGUCUUCUUUGUCGAGGCCGGAAAAGAGUGGCAACUGAAAAACAUCGGCGAGAGCGUGUACAGGCAAGUGAUCUUUGAAAUCAAGCAACCUGCAAAGCACACAGAGGAGCAGGUCCGCGACCUUCUAGCGCGAGCGACAUACUCCACAAAUGUGGGAAGCGAGCUGCUCUUUGAGAACCACCUCUGCCGGGUUUGGGAUUUCUGGCUUCCUCCAGGUGGUGGAAGCUUCGAAGAUGUGCAUCACCACGUCCUAGACUAUGCCUUCGUCUAUGUGGCGCCGGGUCGCUUGCUGGGUUCUUUCCACGACGGAAAGCCCGGGCUUUUUGACUCCGUCAACAAAGAUGGCGAUGUUACAUGGAGCUACAUUCCAGACACUGCUCCGGAAGAUGUAAAGUUUGCCCACGGUGGCAAAAAUGGCUAUGACGACCAACCUAUGCGUGAGUAUUUGAUUGAGCUGAAGUAA
Symbiodinium sp. CCMP2456 is the source of this 777-nucleotide messenger RNA. The record is from the annotation of a GenBank genome assembly. NCBI's taxonomy places the organism in Eukaryota, Dinophyceae, Suessiales, Symbiodiniaceae.